AUGGGUGCAGGAAGAUUUGUUGCUCCUAAAGGGGUGUUAAAAUACUCUUCACUCAAUGCGGGGGUCUCCCUAAGUAUUUGGGCUGCUUGCGCCAUAGUGUCUAUGAUGGCUGCCCUUAGUCACGCAGAGCUGGGGACCACUUUCCCUAGAAGUGGAGCACAGUAUUAUUUCCUCAAGAGAUCUCUUGGACCUGUUAUUGCUGUCUUCUAUCUCUGGAUCAAUCUAUCUAGUACCCUAGCAGGAACUGCUGCACGUGACUUUUUACUAGCAGGGUAUAUAAUGCAGCCUUUCUAUCCUGGAUGUUUUCUUCCUGAGAUGCCAAAGAAAUGUUUAGCAUUGGCCAUUAUAUGGUGCUUGGGAAUUCUGAAUGAUCGAGGAGUGAAGGAGGUGACUUGGUUUCAAACUGUCAGUACAGUUGUGAAAAUGACAGUACUCUGCUUCAUAUCUCUAACUGGAAUCGUGUUAUUGGUGAGAGGAAGAAAAGAGAACCUAACCAGGUUUGAGAAAGUUUUUGAUGCUGAAGUUUCAGAUGCCUCACAGAUUGCUGAAGCCUUCUUACAAGGAUUAUAUGCAUAUUAUGGCUGGGGAGUUAUUGUUCGAAUAGCAGGAGAGCUGAAAAACCCUAGUGAGAAUAUCCCCAAAUGUAUGGUUACUGCACUUACCCAUGUGGCACUGAUCUACUUAUUGGUUAACAUUUCCCACCUAGCCGUCCUGACUCUGAAGGAAAUCAUGUCCUCAGAUGCUAUUGCUGUCACCUGGAUGGGCAGAGUAAUCCUCAUGGAAUGGGCCAUUUCAAUUGGUGUUUCUUCCUCAAUAGUUAGCUCCCUUAAUUGUACUGUAUUUUCAACGUCAAGGUUAUGGGAUAUGGCAAGCCAGGAGGGUCAGCUACCUUUGAUCCUCUCAACUCUGAAUAUCCAAUCUUGUCCUGUGGUAGCUUGCUUUUUACAGUUACUAUUAAACGUUUCACCUGCUGAUGACGUUGAUGAAUAUAUUUCAACCGAAGGAAAUUUACAGAAAAAUCCACCUACAACUGCAACCAAAAAAGAAUAA
Molecule: messenger RNA, 1050 nt
Organism: Physeter macrocephalus (sperm whale)
Lineage: Eukaryota; Metazoa; Chordata; Mammalia; Artiodactyla; Physeteridae
Product: solute carrier family 7 member 13-like
Biological process (GO): amino acid transmembrane transport
Cellular component (GO): membrane
Molecular function (GO): L-amino acid transmembrane transporter activity
Source: RefSeq, a predicted model, not a curated record